CUGCCAGAGGCUAGGGUUGUGGGGCACAGUCAUGCAUUUACAAAGACUCCUUCUGACUGUUGCAGUCACCCACUACUUCUGCACAGCGCGGGGGGAUGGACUCUCGUCUCUCCAAAUUGCCUGAGAGUCCAGAGUUUUAAAGGCAGCCCAGCCCCAGGAGCAGUGACAAUGAGAGACAGCAGUGACAUUGCUCCAUGUUUUCUACAGAUGUGAUGAAAAGGAAAACCCAUCUAGUUAGCGACUGACCUUGUCUAUCAGUAAAAUUCCAUUUACAGGAUCUGUCAUGUCACCCUUUCUUCGGAUUGGCUUAUCAAACUAUGACAGCGGCCCCUACCUGCCAUCACAAGGGGAGGUGAUUAAUCCUUAUUGUGCGGUGAUGGUCAAAGAAGCAGAGGAAUCAGAGAAUGGCCAGGUGUACGUCCAAAAGAAGCCCACCAUGUACCCACCCUGGAACAGCACGUUUGAUGCCCAUAUCAACAAGGGUAGAGUCAUGCACAUUGUUGUGAAGGACAAAAGCGCGGAAAUGGUUUCAGAAACCACAGUCGAACUCAACGUACUGGCGGACAGAUGCAAGAAGACCAAUGGGAAGAUAGAAAUAUGGCUAGACUUGAAACCUCAAGGGAGAAUGCUAAUGAAUGCAAGAUACUUCCUGGAAAUGAGUGAUGCUAGAGAGCUGAUUAACUUCGAGACAGAGGGGUUUUUCUCCUUGCAUCAGCGCCGGGGAGCCAUCAAGCAAGCCAAAAUUCACAACGUCAAAUGUCAUGAGUUCACUGCUACCUUUUUCCCGCAACCCACAUUUUGCUCUGUCUGCCAUGAGUUCGUCUGGGGUCUUAACAAACAAGGCUACCAGUGCAGGCAAUGCAAUGCUGCCAUUCAUAAGAAGUGUAUUGAUAAAGUGAUAGCUAAGUGCACAGGAUCAGCAAUCAAUAGCAGAGAAACAAUGUUCCACAAGGAGAGGUUUAAGAUAGACAUGCCUCACCGGUUUAAGGUCUACAACUAUAAGAGCCCGACAUUCUGCGAGCACUGUGGCACGCUUCUUUGGGGCCUGGCGAGGCAAGGGUUAAAGUGUGACGCAUGUGGCAUGAACGUCCAUCACAAGUGCCAGACAAAAGUGGCAAACCUUUGUGGAGUUAACCAGAAACUCAUGGCCGAAGCACUGGCAAUGAUAGAGAGCACCCAGCAGGCUCGCUGUUUGCGUGACACUGAACAGAUCUUCAGAGAAGGACCUAUUGAAAUUGGCCUUCCUGUUCCUAUGAAAGAAGUAACUCUGCUUCAGUCUGUGCCAGCACCUGCAACUGGGAAAAGAGAGCCACAGGGAAUCUCCUGGGAGACGCCGGUGGAAGACGUGACAAGCCCCGAGUCUCUCAUAGAAUCAGAAUCAGGGAAAGACCAGAAGUCUGAGCAGCUGAAAUUAACAAUCGACGAUUUUGUCUUACACAAAAUGUUGGGAAAGGGAAGCUUUGGCAAGGUCUUCCUUGCUGAGUUAAAGAACACGGAUCAGUUUUUCGCUGUGAAGGCUCUGAAGAAGGAUGUGGUUUUGAUGGACGAUGACGUCGAAUGCACCAUGGUGGAAAAGAGAGUCCUCUCCUUAGCUUGGGAGCACCCGUUUCUAACCCAUGUGUAUUGUACAUUCCAAACCAAGGAAAACCUCUUUUUUGUAAUGGAAUAUCUAAAUGGAGGAGACCUAAUGUUUCAUAUCCAAAGCUGUCACAAGUUUGACACCGCCAGAGCAACGUUCUAUGCUGCUGAAAUCAUUUGUGGUCUGCAAUUUCUUCAUUCUAAGGGAAUAAUAUACAGAGAUUUGAAGCUGGAUAACGUUCUGUUAGACAAGGACGGGCAUAUCAAAAUCGCUGACUUUGGGAUGUGUAAGGAGAACAUGUUCGAAGAUGCAAAGACAAGCACUUUCUGUGGAACCCCUGAUUACAUUGCUCCCGAGAUUUUGCUGGGACAGAAAUACAACACUGCAGUUGACUGGUGGUCCUUUGGUGUCCUUCUGUAUGAGAUGCUGAUUGGCCAGUCUCCUUUCCAUGGCCAAGAUGAAGAGGAGCUUUUCCAGUCCAUCCGCAUGGAUAAUCCAUUCUACCCUCGCUGGCUCAAUAAGGAUGCAAAAGACAUCCUAGUGAAGCUUUUCGUGAGAGAACCUGAGAGGCGGCUCGGAGCAAAGGGGAACAUCCGCCAGCACGCCUUUUUCCAGGAGAUAAACUGGGAGGUUUUAGAAGAGCGGGCGAUGGAGCCACCAUUCAAACCCAGAGUGAAAUCCGCAAGUGACUGUAGCAACUUUGACAAGGAGUUUCUCAAUGAAAAACCUAGACUGUCGUGUGCAGACAGAGCGCUGAUUAAUAGCAUGGACCAGAACAUGUUCAGCAACUUUUCAUUUGUGAACCCUAAAAUGGAGAGGAUGUUAUCCUGAGAUCUGCCCUCCCCAGCACCUUCCUUGCUAAAGGAAUUCGGUGAAUUGAUUUGAGUAACACUUCUAUCAGCUGAAAACCAAGAAUGGUUCAUUUGGACGAGGACCUGAACAGAAGCACUCUCCAGUGAAAGCUGAUACUGUGUUUGUGGGUUUCCACCUGGUUGUAUCCUGUAGCAGAUGCCAAACGUAUUUCACUAAUGACCAACUCUCUUUCUGGUCUCUCUUGGUCUCACUCUCUUUUCUGGAUGCUCUUGAAUUUGAAGGCGAUAGAAAAGGAGUAGGUACAAAAUCCUGUUCACCUUAUUCACACACAUAGCCAGUGGGACUCUUCGUGUGAGUAAGACAACCGCAUUUCGGCCCUAGCGGCGCGUCUCAGAUUUGCUACUCCAGUGUCUAGUCCUGACGUUCUUAUUGAGGCAAAACUUUCAUUGAGUAAAGAGUUGUGUGUUCAAGAAUUGGACCUCUUAGAAGGCUACCUUUCCAGGUGGGUCUCUUUUCAGCCCCCACCUGUGCACCUGUAAAAUUGUAUGUCCACCUAUGUGCACUUGGCAAAGACAAACACCGGCCUGCACUCUUUAAAAACGCCUUUAUCUAAGCAAAAGUUAGAAUUUGCCCUCACAAAAAAGCCUUGAGACAGAUGGGCUUUGCGGGUGCAAAUUCCACCCCUUGCAUGCACAUAAAUGUUAGAUUUGCCUAGGUGUGCAGGCAGGGAUUUACACUUGUGCAGUCUGGGGACGUGAUCUUCAAACCACAGACUAAACAUCACGCUCUAGGUCAAUGCACUGAGGCUCAGCUCUGAGCUUUAUUCAUUGCACCUGCAUUGUAUGGGUGGGUCUGUGCUUCAAGCUGGGGGUGUGAUUCGCAGCUCGAGGAGACGUACCCACGCUAGCUCUGCUUGAGCUAAUGCGCUAAACUUAGAGCAUGUCUGCGGCGCCACAAGCAGCGCGAGGAUCAAACUGCCUCAAGUUCAUGCCUAGCAUCUCAGCCAUGUACAUACUCAGGUAGGCUACCCCUAGGGUGACCAGCUGUCCCGAUUUUAUAGGGACAGUCUCGAUUUUUGGGUCUUUUUCUUUUAUAGGCUCCUAUUA
Mauremys mutica (yellowpond turtle) is the source of this 3498-nucleotide messenger RNA. RefSeq names its product protein kinase C theta (gene PRKCQ). The record is from RefSeq and is a predicted model, not a curated record. The coding region runs from base 284 to 2410 and encodes 708 amino acids. The transcript is spliced from 19 exons. Lineage: Eukaryota; Metazoa; Chordata; Testudines; Geoemydidae. Gene Ontology annotation, molecular function: ATP binding; diacylglycerol-dependent serine/threonine kinase activity. Gene Ontology annotation, biological process: protein phosphorylation.